AUGGCGCUGCAACAUAAUCAUGUUGUAUACAUAAAAUGGUGUUUUGCUAAUAUUUCAGAUAUAAUAAAGGAGCAAAAUCGAGAGUUAAGAGGUACACAGAGGACUAUAACCAGAGAUAGAGCAGCACUCGAAAAACAGGAAAAACAACUGGAACUGGAAAUAAAGAAAAUGGCUAAGACUGGUAACAAAGAAGCCUGCAAAGUUCUAGCAAAACAGCUUGUACAGCUGCGGAAGCAGAAGAACCGAACCUACGCUGUUAGCUCUAAAGUCACCUCUAUGUCAACUCAAACUAAGGUCAUGAACUCUCAGAUGAAGAUGGCAGGAGCUAUGUCAACUACAGCAAAAACAAUGCAAGCAGUUAAUAAGAAAAUGGAUCCACAAAAGACACUACAAACUAUGCAGAAUUUCCAGAAGGAAAACAUGAAGAUGGAAAUGACGGAAGAAAUGAUUAACGAUACUCUGGAUGAUAUUUUUGAUGCUUCUGAUGAAGAGGAAGAAAGCCAAGAUAUCGUUAACCAAGUGCUUGAUGAGAUAGGAAUUGAAAUCUCUGGAAAGAUGGCCAAAGCCCCCUCAGCUGCCAGGGGCUUACCAUCUGCGUCAACAUCAAAAGCUGCCACCAUAUCAGAUGAAGAGAUUGAACGACAGCUCAAGGCUUUGGGAGUUGAUUAGCUUGAUGGCAAUACACAGCCUGUCUUCUCAUUAUUUAUCAGCAGACAGAUGUAAAAAGUGCAAAUACUCUUUCAAUGCAACUGAUGCCUAGGAAAACCCUGAAGCUUCAGAAAUGCCAAGUGGAAGUUGGUACUGGGGGAAGGAGAAGGGGAGAAUGUUUUAAACCAACUUACAGGAAGAGGUAUGCUUGGUGUGUCCAUUGCAUGGAGUCGUCUUUGAGCACUGGACCAACCAGGGAUGUAGUUCUAAUGAU
Messenger RNA from Eurypyga helias (sunbittern), 922 nucleotides. It is a transcript of the gene CHMP2B, whose product is annotated as charged multivesicular body protein 2B. The record is from RefSeq and is a predicted model, not a curated record. The coding region runs from base 1 to 669 and encodes 222 amino acids. NCBI's taxonomy places the organism in Eukaryota, Metazoa, Chordata, Aves, Eurypygiformes, Eurypygidae. Gene Ontology annotation, cellular component: ESCRT III complex; multivesicular body. The transcript has 6 exons. Gene Ontology annotation, biological process: protein transport; endosome transport via multivesicular body sorting pathway; late endosome to vacuole transport.